Aphidius gifuensis is the source of this 6061-nucleotide messenger RNA. RefSeq lists its product as uncharacterized. Bases 281 to 5203 code for a protein of 1640 amino acids. The record is from RefSeq and is a predicted model, not a curated record. The transcript has 8 exons. Lineage: Eukaryota; Metazoa; Arthropoda; Insecta; Hymenoptera; Braconidae. Gene Ontology annotation, cellular component: extracellular region. Gene Ontology annotation, molecular function: chitin binding.
CGUAACGUGUCCUGUGCAUCCAACAAUGCAUUUAAUUAUUUAAAAAAAAAUAUAUAUAUUUUAGAUAAAUAAACAUUAAUCUGUUUUUAUCAUAAAAUUUUUUUAUUAAUUUUAUUUUACUUUAUUUGUUUAUUAAAUAAAUAAAUAAAUAUACAUUGAGUGAGUUGAACCAAGUGGAUUCAAUAUUUUAUAUUUUUUCCAAAAUAUUUAAUCAUUAAUAAGAAGAAAAAAAUAAAAAAAUACAUUGGAAAAAUAAUUAAGAAAGGUGAAGGAACUCGAGAUGGGUCCCAUUGGUAUAUUUUGGCUUGGGAUAAUUGCGGUCACACUGAGGUCGGCAAAUUGUGAGACUAAGAUAACUGAAAAUGAAAGAGGAGCUAGACUUCCGGAAUUAUUGAGUGAAUUGGAUUUGGAAAGUCUCGAAGCAACUGAAGAUGAUAUUGAUAAUCUUAGUAAAGUUGUCAAAAGAUUAGCACCAUCAGAAGAGAAUGGCGAGUACCAAGUUUAUCAAGUAUUUUUUGGAAAUGAGGAACUUUUAAAGGAGUGGCUGAAGGGAGCUGAUAAGGGUCAGCCAGGUGUUGAUUUUCCAAUGUUGACAUCAAUACCACCGACAAAGUUUAAUUGCAAGCAACACAAGGAUGGUUAUUAUGGUGAUACUGAGACAAAUUGUCAGGUAUUCCAUAUCUGUGACAAUGGUCGUAAGACAUCAUUUUUAUGUCCAAAUGGUACAAUAUUUCAACAAUCACAAUUAAUAUGUGACUGGUGGUUUAAAGUUGAUUGCAGUAAAUCAGCUGAGUUAUAUGAACAAAGCGCUGAACAACUUGCCAAGGAUGAACGUAAACGUGCUGAUAAAAAACGUAUGAAUUCUGAAUUUCAUCGUUUUGGUAAUGAUAAUACUGAUAAUAAUAAUAAUCAAUAUCCACAACAAAAUUCUGGUGGUAAACAGGGUGUUACAAGAGAUAAUAAUGAUAAUAAUAAUUAUUCUCAAGUAUCAAGAAAUCAAUUGCCUGGUACAGAACAACGUGAAUAUAAUAAAAAUAAUUAUAAUAAUAACAAUCAACAGCAACAACAACAAACAAAUAAAAGAUUAAAUAACAAACAACAAUUGAAUAAAAUAUACGAACAAAGAGGUAAUAAUAAAUAUUCAUCACAGCAACAACAAGAACAACAACAAAAUAAUGAUAAUAAUGAUAAUAAUGAUAAUUAUCAUUCAACAACAACAUUACGUGAAAAUUUAAGACAAUCGAAAUCACGAAAAAAUCAAUAUCAAGAUAAUUAUAAUAAUAAUAAUAAUGAUGAUGAUGUUAAUCGUGGAACACCAGCAUAUAUUGAAACAACAACAUUUAGAACAAGUACACCAAGUCCAAUUAAAGAGUAUCAACAACCAGCUGAAACAUCAGCAUUUGUAUCACAAAGAAAUCGUUACAAUAAACAAUACAAUGAUCAAUUUAAUUCAUACUACAAUAAUAAUAAUAAUAAUAAUAAUAAUAUAAAUCGUAUAACAGUAUCAUCAACAACACGUAAAAAUAUUAUAAAUCAAAAUACACCACAAAAUAUAUUAAAGCCAAGAGAACAAAUACCUGAUUUUCCACACUCGACAUUUAAUCCAAUUUUCAAACCACGAACAACAACAACAACAACAACUGAACCAACUAAUACAAAUAAUAAUUAUUAUUAUGGAAAUAAAAAUAAAGAACAAAAAAGUACUGCAAUACCAUACGUAACGACACAAAAUUAUCGUAAAACACAUCAAGAUUUGCGAACAGUAUAUCCUGAUUUUAAACAAACAGCAGCAACGACAAUGGUGCCUGUAUUUACAACAGACAUAAUAAGAAACUAUCAAGGUACAUCAACACCAGGUUCUACUUACACAGAACGGGCGGAGACUACGCCAAGUGACUUUACGGAAGCAAGUACAAUAUCACUCAUAACACCACCACAAACUUAUGCUAAUUCAAAGACAUAUAAUACAUUUGAAAAAAUACAAAAAUAUAAUGAAUUUUCACGUUUACCAUUAACAACAACAACAACAACAACACUACGUCCAUUAUUACAAGAAAGUUAUGUUGGACAAACAGCUGGUAAUCCAACUCAACCAAUUGUUAAAUAUCAAAAUGAUAAAUUAAUAAAUAAUAAUAAUUAUGAUCAAAAUUCACUUGGUACAACACAAUCACAUGAUCUUAUUAAUGAUGAAAAAAUUAAUCAAGUACGUCAACCAUCAAAAAGUACUGUUAAAAUAAAUACAAAUUUACGAAAAAAUAAUAUUAUAUCAACAACUGAAAAACCAUUAAAAAAUUAUCAACAUUUUAAUCAACAAAAUAUUAAUAAUACUAAAAAUUCAAAAACAUAUGAUACAAGUAUAACAUAUAAAAAUGGUAAAAUACAACAAUCAACAACAACUCCAUAUGUACCAUUUACUAAAAAUUAUGCAUAUAUAACUUCUUCAUCAUCAUCAACGACAACAACAACACAAAAACCACCGACAUAUACAGCAACAGUGCCAACAUUUACUGGUAUAUUGCAGUAUAAAAAUGGACCAAAGCCAAUUGCUAAAUUACAAAAUUCAAUACCAAGUACAGUUAGUACAUUUAAAGGUAGUCCAGCAUAUUUGCCAGAAGUUGGAACAAAUCAACAACUUUAUUUGCCAAAAAAAUCAACACCACCAAAUUCAUCAUUGGAAAAAGAGCAUGCAUUAAAUAUGCUGAAAUCAUUGAAAGGAUUGGAAGGUACAAUGCCAACAAUUAUAUCAAAUAAUGCUAAUCGUGAUGGUUUAACAAUACCACAUUCAUCAAGUCCAGCAACGUUACACUCAUUGGCAUUAUAUUUUGCUCAAAAUAGUAGUGAAAAAAUUAAUGAAACAGAUGAUCUUAAUCAAGCUAAUCAAAAUGAUAAAUUAAUACAAAAAAAUAAUACCUCUGCUGAGCUGCCAACAAAUAUAUUAACUCAACAUACAAUUAAUUCAUACACUGAAUUAUUUAAUUUAAAUGAUGCAAUUGAUGUUUUAAAAAAUGCAUCAUCAAUUGAUAAUAAUAAUAAUAGUGAAAGUAAUGAUGGUGAAGAUGAUAAUGAUGAUAACGAUGAUGAUGAUGAUUUAGAUAUACAACAAAGUGAAGGACCAGUUGCUGGUUUAAAUAGAAGAACAAAUAAUACAAAAUUACGUGAACUUGCACAAGUGUUUACUCAUGCAUUGUCAGCAUAUUUACAAGAUCCUGAAACAUUUAAAAAAAUAUUAACUGAAAUACGACCAACAGAGCCAACUUUUAUUGAUAAUAAUAUUGAUGAGACAACGACAUUUACAGCAAUGACAACUGAAAUUUAUCCAACAACAUCUGAUGAUUAUCCAUCAGUGACUAAAGAAAAAGAUGAAGUAUUAGAUUUUUCAGAAGAUUUUAUUGGACCAAGAAGAAAUAUUGGUAAUCCAACAACAACUGAAAUUCCAACAACAACAGAUGACGGUGGAUUUGGUUAUUAUACAACAUCAUUAACAUAUUCUGAUGUAAAUUUACCAGCAGCAGCAGCAGUAACAACAACACAAGCAUCAAUUGAAAAUACACGUGAUUAUUUAGAUCCACCAUCUGAUGAUUUUGCAUCAGCAAUUAAUCAAGCAUUUGAUUCAUCAAAUGGUAAUGAAAUACAAAAUCUCAGUGGACCAUCUGGUAAUGAUGCUGAUAAUUAUUAUCAACCUGAUUAUUUACCAGAUGAAAAUAAUCGUGUUGGUAAAUUAUUAAAAAAUUCAACAUCAUAUCAGCCAUAUGGUCAAUAUGUUAAACCAGAUAAUUCAAAUCCAAUUCAUGAUAAUUAUGUUGCAUCAUCAACACCAUCAUCAUAUGAAGAAACAUUUCCACCAAAUCAUCGACGUGAAGAAUUAACAACUGAAUUUAUAAAAACAACAACAGACAUACCAACAACAACAGAUUUACCAAGAACAACAACGGUACCAUUUAGAAUACGUUAUUAUGAUACAACAACAAUUAUACCAGAUAAACAGGAUAAUGAUGAUGACAGUGAAUCACUUGUAACAGCAAAUAGUAUUUAUUCAAAUUAUAAAAAUUAUAAUUAUGCAAGUACACAAAAAUAUUCAUUAGAUAAACCAAAUAACAAUUUUAUAACUCAAGUAUCAUCACAAUCAACAAAUCCAAUAAAUAAUAAUAAUAAUAAUAUAAAUGAUAAAUUAACAAAUGAAGAUAUUGAAAAUAGAAUAAAUAAUCAUUGGACAUCAUCACCAGUAACAGAGUUAUGGGAAACAAAUGUAUUUGUUGAUCCAAAUCAUAUUAAUCAUGAGUUAACAUCAUCAAAUAAUAAUAUUAAAACAACAAGUGUUGAAAAUAUAAGCAAUGAUCCAACAACUCAUACAUCAAUAACAACAAAUUUUGAUAAUUUAGUAACAGAUGCCACAAACAGUAUUAAUUCACGUAAUUCGAAACAAUAUAUUAAUGAUAAUAAUUAUAAUAUAAAUAAUAAUUUUGAAUCAUCAACACCAUUAGAAUGGGCUGCAACUGAAACUGAUACACCAACAUCAUUUUCAUUACUUGAUAAUUUAAAUACAGCAACACCAUCAUCACCAAUUUAUACAACAAAAUCAACAACAACAAUAACAUCAUCAAUAACAACGAAUAAUAAUAAACAAAGUGGUGCAUUGUAUUCAAUAACUAAAACAAUAAAUAAAAAAUUAAAUGAUAAUAAUAAUAGUACAAUAGAAAAUGAAAUGUUACAGGCUAAAGAAAUGUUUGGUAAUUUAAAUGAUACAAGUUCAGCGACAUUAAUGAAAAUAAUGAAAACAGCUGAUAAAGAUGUUACUGUUAGACAAUUAGUAUUGUUGUUGAUAAGUCAUUGUAGUGGACCAAUGAAUAAAACAAAAGAAGAAGAAAAAAAUGAAUUAUUAAAUGAACUAUUAAAAAUGCCAGUUAGUAAAUUUGGUGAUGAUGAAUCACGAGAAAUAGUAGCUGAUAUUAAUCGUGUUAAUUUAUCACCAAUUGUUAUUGAUGAUACACAAAUUAAAACAACAAGUAUAUCAACAACAUCAACUGAACCAAUUGUUACAACAUUUCGUAGUAGUAAACAAUUAAAAAGAAUUAAAACAAAUGUUGAUGAUGCAUUAAUUAAUUAUAAUGAUAGUGAUGAUAUUGUUGAUGAUAAUGUUGUGUCUGAUGCAAGGGCACUUGAAUUACUCAGGUCGCUUUAUACUGUUGCCGCCAAAUGGGGUUGAAAUAAUACUCAACAUUGCUCAUAAACAAACACGAGUAUAUCAUGAGGAUUUUUUUUUCUUAAUAUUUUAUUUUUUUUUAAUCAUUUUUUUUUUCAUUUUGUUUGCAAUUGAAAAGAAAAUCCUAGAUGACAUAAUAAUUAUUUGGCUGAUAAAAUUUAGUUUUUAUUUUUUAUAUUUAAAUAUAAUAAUUAAUAAUAAAAAUUAUUUUUUAUUUUUAAGUUGAUGUAAUUUGGGUUCAUGUUAUACAAAGGAUUUUGAAAUAUUUAUAUAAAAAAAAAAAAAAACAAUUAACCAGUGUUAAAUAUUUUUAAUUUUCUUUAUUUUUAUUAAAAAAAUUUUUGAAAAAUUUAAACUGGCCAGUAUCGUCAAUGUUACUUAUGUAGAUGGAUAUACAAUUAAUUAUUUAAGUUUCAUCAAAUAGCAAUAAGUAGCAAAGUAAAAAAAAAUAAAAAAGUUAUACAAAAAAAAAAAAAUAUAUAAAAUAAAAAAAACAUAAAAAAAAGAUAAAGCGAGGAAUUGUUUCGAAUCUACGAGAUUAAAUUUUGUUAUAUUUACAAAUGCGUCGAAUGUAGGUUCAAUUUAAAAAAUAUUUAAAACACAAAAAUACCCAAAUGCUACAAAUAUUUGCAUGCAGAUUAGUCUCAUUUUUUAGGGAUGUUUUUAUUAUUAAAAAAAUGUAUUUUAACAACAACACAACGAUCUAAACCAGCUUUUUUUUUUAUUUCGAUUUUGUCAAUUAUAAAAAAAAAUUAAAAAACUAUCUGACAUUACUCAAUUUAAUCUUAAGUCAUAGCUUGUUUUUAUUAUUAAUGAUAUAAAUAUUUUCAACUAAUGUUAAUUAUUAUUAAAAAAAAAAAA